Messenger RNA from Aspergillus candidus, 783 nucleotides. RefSeq lists its product as uncharacterized. The coding region runs from base 1 to 783 and encodes 260 amino acids. The transcript has 3 exons. The record is from RefSeq and is a predicted model, not a curated record. NCBI's taxonomy places the organism in Eukaryota, Fungi, Ascomycota, Eurotiomycetes, Eurotiales, Aspergillaceae.
AUGGGAUCCUCCCCCGUCACGGAAUCCGAUACCGCGGCAAGAGAAAUCCUCCAACUUGACUGGCCUAGUGUGUACGAUCUACAGGCGAAUAUUGAUCGCCUCACUAGGGAAAUAGCUUUUGAUGAAAACGACCAAUUAAUGGACCUGAUGCGGCCCAUUGACCUGGCCGACCAAGGAUCAGACGAAGUUUAUGUGACCGACGAGGAGCGUGAUUUUUACAAAAGACGCAGAGCCCUCCUGGAUAUGUAUCGGAGCUCCCGCGCACUUCUGCAAAGAUUUGCGGUCCCGGAAAGAUGCUAUCUUGGGCAUGUUGUGUUUGGAAGUGGUUUUUACCGGGCCAGGCGCAGCCGGGAGGAUGCCAUGCCUUCCAUCCGUGACUGGGCCCUCAUCCAAAUAGCACCGAAGCGGCUGGGCAAAAGAAAUGUCCACACCUACGGGCAAGAAUACCCCCCCCUUCGAGACGAUGGGGCUCGUCACUUCGCGCAAGCCAGAGGAACUUCAGACCCUCAUCAAAAGUGGGCGAUCGACUCGGGUGACAGAGGGGGGCCAAAUGGGGAGGAGUUCACCCUCGAAACCGAAGAGCACUCGGUCACCCCGUCCGAUGGGGGCCCCUUUGCAGAACCAGGGGACUCGGGAUCAUUGGUCUUCAACUCCGGUGGGGAUGUGGUAGGAAUUCUCGUGGCUGGGGGGAUGCGGGUGAAUGUGGCUUACUUCCAACACAUCAAGGAUGUGUUUGAAGACAUCAAGGAUGUCACUGGCGCCAUGGAUAUCCGACUGAUGUAA